This is a messenger RNA of Indicator indicator, 3194 nucleotides long. It is a transcript of the gene ATG16L1, whose product is annotated as autophagy related 16 like 1. Gene Ontology annotation, cellular component: autophagosome membrane. The record is from RefSeq and is a predicted model, not a curated record. NCBI's taxonomy places the organism in Eukaryota, Metazoa, Chordata, Aves, Piciformes, Indicatoridae. Gene Ontology annotation, biological process: negative stranded viral RNA replication; autophagosome assembly. The transcript has 19 exons. Gene Ontology annotation, molecular function: protein binding. The coding region runs from base 1 to 1872 and encodes 623 amino acids.
AUGGCGUCGGGGCUGCGCGCUGCUGGUUUCCCCCCGUGGAAGCGGCACAUCGCGGCGGAGUUGCGGCGGCGGGACCGGCUGCAGCGGCAGGCCUUCGAGGAGAUCAUCGGGCAGUAUAACAAGCUACUAGAGAAGUCAGACCUUCAUGCGGUGCUGGCUGAUAAACUUCAAGCAGAAAAAUAUGAGAUGCAGAGCAGACACGAGAUGAGUCCAGGGCAUGAUGGAACAUGGAAUGAUGCUCAGUUGCAGGAGCUGGCACAGUUGAAGAUAAAGCAUCAAGAGGAGCUGACAGAGCUGCAUAAGAAACGUGGCGAGCUGGCCCAGUCUGUAAUUGAUCUGAAUAACCAAAUGCAGCAGAAAGACAAAGAGAUGCAGAUGAAUGAAGCAAAGAUUGCAGAGUAUUUGCAAAAGAUCUCUGAAUUGGAAACAGAGUGCCAGGAAUUGCGUAGCAAACUGCAAGAUCUUGAGCGAGCUAAUCAGACACUGAAAGAUGAAUAUGACGCUCUCCAGAUUACCUUCAAUGCUUUGGAGGAGAAACUGAGGAAAACUACUGAAGACAACCAGGAGCUGGUCUCACGUUGGAUGGCAGAGAAAGCACAAGAAGCCAAUCGUUUGAAUGCAGAAAAUGAAAAGGAUUCAAGGAGACGACAAGCCAGGCUCCAGAAGGAGCUAGCAGAAGCUGCCAAAGAGCCCCUGCCAGUUGAACCGGAUGAUGAUAUUGAAGUGCUUGCAGAUGAAACCUCUGACACAGCUGAGGAGACAUCUCCAGUGCGAACUAAGAACCAGACAUCCAGUAAGCGACUCUCCCAACCAGCUGGAGGCCUUCUGGACUCUAUCACUAAUAUCUUUGGUCUGUCUGAGUCUCCCCUUUUGGGACAUCAGUCUUCCGAUGCUGCCAGGAGGCGUUCUCUGUCCUCGUUCCCUGCUCCCCAGGAUAAUGUAGAGCCACAUUCUGGUGCCAGUAAGGAAGUGAGAGUGCCCACUACUGCCAUAUGUGUCUUUGAUGCACAUGAUGGGGAGGUGAAUGCUGUGCAGUUCAGCCCUGGCUCCCGGUUACUAGCAACAGGAGGCAUGGACCGGAGGGUUAAGCUUUGGGAAGUCUUGGGAGAUAGGUGUGAGCCCAAAGGUUCCCUCUCUGGUAGUAAUGCUGGGAUUACAAGCAUAGAAUUUGAUAGUGCUGGUUCUUACCUCUUAGCAGCUUCAAAUGACUUUGCCAGCAGAAUCUGGACAGUUGAUGACAAUCGGUUACGGCACACACUGACAGGUCACAGUGGCAAAGUUCUAUCAGCCAAGUUCCUGCUGGACAAUGCACGCAUUGUUUCAGGAAGCCAUGAUCGGACCCUCAAGCUCUGGGACCUCCGCAGCAAAGUUUGUAUAAAAACAGUGUUUGCAGGAUCUAGCUGCAAUGACAUCGUAUGUACCGAGCAAUGUGUAAUGAGUGGACAUUUUGAUAAGAAAAUUCGUUUCUGGGACAUCAGGACUGAAAGCAUAGUAAAAGAACUGGAGCUGCUUGGAAGAAUCACAGCUCUGGACCUGAACUCAGAGCGAACAGAGCUUUUGACCUGUUCCCGUGAUGAUCUACUAAAGAUCAUUGAUCUGCGGGUUAGUGCUGUCAAGCAGACGUUCAGUGCCCAGGGAUUCAAAUGUGGCUCUGACUGGACAAGAGUUGUGUUCAGCCCUGAUGGUAGCUAUGUGGCUGCUGGUUCAGCUGAUGGGGCCCUCUAUGUUUGGAAUGUGCUCACUGGGAAAUUGGAGAGGACACUUGCAAAGCAUCACAGUUCUCCUAUCAAUGCAGUCGCAUGGUCACCAGCAGGUGCCCAUGUUGUCAGUGUGGACAAAGGAAACAAAGCUGUCCUGUGGUCUGAUUUUUGACUGGAUGAAGGGUUAAAGACAGCAUCCAGUGCCUGUGUGUAUGGUGGUGCUGAUCUGUGUCUGAACAGAAUGGAGACCUGAGCCCAGAUCUGUCCUGAGUCGGGAUAUGAACAAGCACAUGGGCUUCACUUUCCAGAGGAAAGUUCUAAAGCAAUGGAGAAGGAGCCUGAGUCGAAGACUUCUUACAGCUGUAACUGCACUGUGGUAGUUGGACUCAGUGAGGGAUUAGCUGUUCUGGAUGGAGAAUGCUACUUAGUCAUGCCUUUACAUGCAGUAUCUAUGCACCAAGUGGAGCUGAAGAUACUAGUGGGAUUCCUCACCAGACAGCUGUGCCAAAUACCCUGUCACACAAAUGUAUCUACACUUCUGAGUUGGAAAUGUCAGAAAGAAGUUACUGUAUAUGUUGACGUAAUUCGUGUUCUGUCUUCUGUUCUUGUGGCCUAGUUCAGGCAUGGGGUGAGAAGAUCCUGAAACUUGGACAGGUCCUAGGCAGUGUGAAGUGUUGGAACAGCUUUUAAAGAGAGUCUGCUGUGGCUCUGGCAGCUGUCUUUGAGUUAUCAGCCCAGUUCAGAUUGUUCUGAAGGCAAUGAUGUGUUCUUCAGGACUCUUUCACCCUUUUGUUAAAAUGCCCUUCAACACCUUGGGUGUCACAAAACAGAGGAUCUUAAAUCUUUUUAUUCCACAGACAGUUUGGUUACUGGGUAUGAAGAGAGAAGUUUAACUUCUGUUGUGCUGCUGUGAUAAGGAGACUGUGGCGUGACAUCAGUACCAGAAUAUAGAUGUUUGAUCCCUCUUUCUGUUCAUCCGUCCUGUCCUGGCGGCUGUCAAUAGAACACAGGAGAGCAAUGGGGUUAAAUCCCAAAUCCAUUCUUUUGGUGCUGGCAAUUCCAGGCCACUUGCCACCUCUUUGAGCACAUGUGCAAUAUUCCUGUUUGUGCUGGAGCCCUCUGUGCUAUGGAGAAGUGUCUUGGCUCUGUCCCUCUUCAAGCAUCCAAAACCGUCAGAUGGCUGGGUGUGAGCCACCCAGCACAACUUGAUCCAGCCAAACCUUUCCACAUCGUCUGGGCCUCAAGACAAGCCACCAGCGUUUUAUUGCCUUUUUAUUUGCACUUUAUUUUCUUCUUUCUUGAUAAUGUUUUACUAAGGAAGUGUGUUCUUUGGAGGGGCUGGAUUAGGGGGUGGCUGCUAUAACAAGCAUGUCUCUAACCUAGCCUUUCAUUCAGACACUUUCUACAGAGGGGAAUUAGAGUAUAUGGGGCAAAGUUUUUAUUUAUUCAGCUGCCCAUAAGAACUUGAUUGUAAAUAAACCUGUGUUCUGCUUU